This is a messenger RNA of Scheffersomyces stipitis CBS 6054, 1162 nucleotides long. RefSeq lists its product as uncharacterized. Lineage: Eukaryota; Fungi; Ascomycota; Pichiomycetes; Serinales; Debaryomycetaceae. The coding region runs from base 13 to 1062 and encodes 349 amino acids. The record is from RefSeq and is a predicted model, not a curated record. The transcript has a single exon.
AGCACCACCGUCAUGGACUCGUCGCUUUCGUUAUCAUUCAAUACGUUGAGUGUUAACAAGCAGAUUGAAAAUGACUAUACUUUGGCUGUGAAGCUUUUCAUGAACAAGAACUUUGACAAGUCUUUCAAGCUUAUCAAGGAGCUCUAUGAGCAAAGCUUUUCUGAGUAUGGUAAGGGACUCAUAACUGAGAGACUAUUUGUGAAAAUUGUCAAUUUGUAUCUAGUGGAGGUUGGAUUGGCACUUUCUGCUACAGCCACAUUGAGAUUGUCCCAGAUUGAAUCACAUCAAAUUGUGACCUCUUUGUUGAACAACGAGAUCACCAAACGUUUACUGGAGAUAUAUGGCUCAGAGUUGAACUUCCCAUUGGAAAUUGUGUAUAAUUACAACUUGCUUUUGGUGACGAAUAGGGAACUUUUGAUUGUAGAUGAUAGCGUGUUCUUGAACAAAGUGAGACGAAUGUACAGCGCCAUCGACUACAAAGCCGACAAGGAUAACAAGUAUUUGAAGAAGUUGGUUGACUUAUAUACUUUUGAGAUUUUGCCUCUCUUUGACGAAUUUGAUGAGGCACGGCAUGUAAUUGAAUCUCAUCCCAUAUUUGCUAACGACAUCACUGCUAGUUUGAAAAAGGUAGAAGACAUCCAGAGAGAAAAAUUGAAUAUAUUAGAGACCGAGAGACAAAAAAAGUUGGAAACGAAGCGUUUGGAGAACGAACAGAGAUUGAAGGAGGUCCAGAAGAAGAAGGAACUCGAAGCUCUGCAGAAUUUGACCUACAAAUCCAUAAAGGAGAUCCAAAAACAAUACUCUGCUGGCGAAUCUUCUACCUCAAGACAAUCAUCUGCUGCUGUGGAAGACAGCUCUCCAAGCCAGUUGCAACAUAUCAGAGAUAGACUCGUCUAUAGUUUGCGGAUGGUACUGGUGUAUUUGAAGGAAAAUUCACCAAUAAUCUUAAUUGCCCUCUUGGCCAUAAUACUUUCGACCAAGUUAAUCAACUUCCGUAAACUCAAUCUCAAGGACAGGCUCGUUGAGACAGUGAGAAUGGCUUUCAAAGUCAGCUAUUUAUGAACCUUGUACUCUAGUAUGAUGAAUUCGAUGUUUUCACGUGACCUUUUCCUAUUACGUGAUUGCAAUCUAUAUACAUAUAAUAUAAAAUAGAAUCUUUUCU